Cuculus canorus (common cuckoo) is the source of this 5853-nucleotide messenger RNA. RefSeq names its product presenilin associated rhomboid like (gene PARL). NCBI's taxonomy places the organism in Eukaryota, Metazoa, Chordata, Aves, Cuculiformes, Cuculidae. Gene Ontology annotation, molecular function: serine-type endopeptidase activity. The record is from RefSeq and is a predicted model, not a curated record. Gene Ontology annotation, cellular component: membrane.
AUGUGGAGCUUCUUCAUCACCGGCACCCCCAGUCCUUCUUCCGCAGGGCUGCUCUCAAUCACAUCCUCCCCCAUCCCGCUGUCGGCGCUGCUGCAGCCGCGGCUCGGAUUCCGCCGCGCCCGGGCCGAGGAGCCGCGCCGCCUCUGCCCGCCGCCUCCCCGCCGCGCGGGGCGCCCCGAGCCGCGCCGCCUGCUGCGCCCGCUGUUCUUCGCCGUGGGGGUGUCAGGCUCAGCGUUUGCGUCCGCUGCGGUCUGGCAGUAUGAGUCACUCAAGUCCCGUGUCCAUACGUACCUGGAGGAGGCCCGGGCAGACUGGCUGGACAGGAUGCGGCCGCAGAAGAGGGGAGACUCUCAGGAAGCAGUUAACAGCUUGAAUAGCCUGACCGAGGGUCAGCGGACUGUGACAGGAAUUAUUACUGCAAAUGUCUUUGUAUUCUGUUUAUGGAGAGUGCCUGGUAUGCGACGGGUUAUGUUUACAUAUUUCACCUCAGAUCCAUCCUCCAAAGCCCUGUGUUCUCCCAUGCUGCUCUCUACUUUAGUCACUUCUCUCCUGUUCCACAUGGCAGCAAAUAUGUAUGUUUUAUGGAGUUUUUCCAGCAGCAUUGUGUCUCUUCUGGGAUGUGAGCAGUUCAUGGCAGUGUAUCUUUCUGCUGGGGUCAUUCUCCACUUUGUCAGCUAUGUUGCUAAAAUGGCCACUGGAAGGUUUGAACCAUCCCUUGGAGCGUCAGGAGCUAUAAUGACUGUCGUUGCAGCCGUAAUGUACAAAGAUGCCAGAAGCAAAACAGCCAUCAUAUUCCUUCCAAUGUUCACAUUUACCGCGGGAAGCGCUUUAAAAGCCAUAAUUGCAUUCGACACUGCAGGGCUUGCUCUAGGGUGGAGACUUUUUGACCAUGCUGCACAUCUUGGAGGAGCUCUUUUUGGCAUGUGGUACGUGACUUAUGGCCAUGAGCUCAUAUGGAAGAACAGAGAACCACUGGUGAAAGCCUGGCAUGAAAUGAGGACAAAGAACACGGGAAAAGGAGGAGGGGGAGGGUCUAACUGAUUCCAAUCCUAGAGAUUUCUUGUGGCUGAGUGGUGUAUUACUUGAAGACAUGGGAUUGAAUUGGUUUUGAAGGUUUUUUGCUACUCCUCUAAGGAGCUGAAGCUUCUAAUGUAAACUACAAUUACAAGAAUGCAUAUCAAUAGAAAAAAUGAACUCUGACAAAGGUGGAACAAGCUACGGUUUUUAUCCUGUUGCUCGCUGAGGUAGCAGUCUGCAUUAGGUUUUUUAAAGGAAGAAUAAAACAAAAAAGGUUUCCAAUGAAGUGACCUAAAACUCUGUCCAAAAAACUUCAAAAUGGGGUACAAGUGGUUAAUAUCUAGGAAGAUAAACAUUUCAAAAACUGAGGAAGUCAGUGGAUCAUGCAUCCCCUUACUGUCUGCCAAACACUACUUGCUUUCCUAGAAGGCAUGUAUUAGGCAGACUGAGUCCUCAGGGGUCUUUUAUUGUUGAAAAGAUUGGAUGAGAUAAGCCAAUGGUCUCUCUGAUCUGAAACUUGAAAUACAUGAAGCAGUACUGGAUUGUUUGCCAAAGCUUCCAUACUGGUUAACGGUCCUGCUUUAUUUCUCAAUUCUGGCUGAGAAACCUAUAUUUUUCAUUUCUGUCUGCUUCCAAGAUGCUGUCACAUCUUGUUAGGUUUGCUAUUGUGGUUUUGGAUAUUUUACCUUGAGUUACACUGCUUUCUAUAGUCUAUCACUCCUCUAGUCCUGUUAGGGGUUUUUUAAGUUGUGCUGUAUUGCUAGUUUCCUUCAAGGUUUUUCUAAGAAUUUUAAACCGGUAGCAUUGGUUCAGAUUGUGCCAGUUCUACAAAAAUAAGCAGCUUCAGCAAAAAUAGAUGAGGUGCCCGAGAUCAGCAGCGCUGCAACGGGCAGGAACCGCUAAAGGAAAUCUGCAGGUGGUGCUAUGACUGGGGUUCCAUAUACAAAUGAAAACAAUACUCAGUUCUUGGUGCACUGCUGCUCUGUGCCCAUCCUGCGAGGCUGACUGCCUGGGACAGGAGGUGAUGGGUUCAAACUCUGUGCUCUUCCCUGCAGGCUGAGCUCGUCAUUCCGGGUGGGCUGACUUCCUGAAGAAUACGCUGCAUCUGUGAGAAGCAACUUGUGCCUUUUUACUUCACAACAGUGCCUUAGAGAAAAAAAACUUUUUUUGGUAGGGAUAAAGAAUACAUAAUGCUAAGUGGUAUUAGUUGUAAUAGAUGAUGGAGUAUGAAAUUGCUGUCAGCUCCUGUACUGCCACCAGCCAGUGCUCAAGGCUGGACCUCUUUGAUACUUUGAUACUUUGUUGCUUUAAGAGCCUGUUGACUUGAAGGAAAAAAAAAAAAAGAGAAGGAGAUGGAGUAUCUAAUAUUCCUUUGCUCCAUUCCAGAAGCUUUCUGGCUUUGUGUUUCUAAUCUGUCCUUUCCUACUUGCUUCUCUGAUACUUGGGACUGAGCAUGCCAGUUUUUAGGGCCUCUGCCACAGCACAGGCAGCCUGCAGCGGAGGGCGACUACUGCCACUCCGGCAGAAGAGACCAGCAGCAUCAGCAGAUGGCCACUGGCAGUAUUGCAUGCCAAAGAAGCUCAAAAGCCAUAGCUCACAAUAUUUUGCGUGUUGGUUUUACACCUGUUCAAACACUUACCUGUUGUCUUUGUCUGCUUCCUUUUGGUUUUUUCCCAUUCUCUUCCUAAAGCCUCUUAACGAGUGAACAACUGUCUGGGUCUCUUUAGCACUUCUGUAUUUGUUGAAGGCUUUUUAGAGAUCCUGGCUGAAAGCAGCAGAGAUUAAUAAAUAUUGCAGGAAAGGCAGUAUAAAACCCUGGAGGACAUGAUAUUUUACAGGUCUAGAAGAAUAAGCCAAGGUUAUUUAUUGAACAUAUAUACAAGUACAGAUGUGCCUUUUCCAGGUUAAGUGAAGGCGGCCUGUCCAUCUAGGUAAAUGGCAAUUAAUGUCUUUUGGCAGGAUAGAGAGGUUACUCCGACUUCCUUGUCUUCGCCACGUACUCUUAGCACUUGAUUUUCAGUACAAACCAUUUAACACUCUCAAUAUUGGCUUUGGCCCUUUUGUGUGGUCCACUCCUGGGUGUUCAGCAUAAACCGUGUCAGGUUUAUGCAGUUUGUUACUUCCAUCUCUCAGCAGUGGUUCUUGGAAUACAACCCAGUCAUUCUUUUUGGCUUCAUCUGCCAAUAACUCACAAAGUUGAUUGUCUUUUAAUCCUCACACUUUAGACUGCAGGGACAAUACCCAGUGACACACAAGCAAGGUUUCAUCCUCUGCUUAGCAGUGCCUAGAUGAUUUAAUGUCUUUUGUCUGCCUCUUGCCAGAAAAUGUCUUGUGGGGUAGAUAUUAGCCCACAACUCUAAUCACUAGGAUCAGUUUCCCCUGGGGCAUGCCUGUGUAAUACACAUCUAGUUGUCUCUGAUUUACUCCCUUUCAAAGCUGGAAAUUCCACAGCCCUGGGGUACCAACGUGGUCCAAUUCACAAAUUCUUGCUUACUCCAGUUGUAGGGGCCUUAGAAAGAUGACACUUGGAGCAGGUAUCUCCAUUCAGAGACUGGUUCCUCACUGCCUAGCUCCUCUGAUAUCGUAACCACUCUCGGGUCUCAGAUAAAUGGAAUUUAGGCUAAUCAUCUCCCACCGCAAUCCACAAUCUUUCAGAUUUUUUUUCAAUGCCCUCUUGCCACACAACUGCUCUUACUGUCUCAUCCAAAGGCUGUGCAGGUCUGUGUAGUCUCUGGGCUUGUACACAAAGAAUCAAUCCUGAGAGUCUGGUAAUGCCAUAAGCCUCCAUCCCAGAUGCUGAAAGACAGGAUAGCGUCACAGGUGCUCAUCGCUGGGUGUUACCACUGAAAUUGCCAAAUCAAAGGCUUCCGGAUACGUAGCCUUAGCAUUGCUUGAUCUGCUGGGUAGGCAGGUCAUGGAAUAGUACAUCCUUUCAAGGUAUCAGCCUUCUGAAUUGGUUUAAGGGAGCCUUCCCAAUCCAUUGUACCCAUUCUUUUACUUGUAAUUCUGGUUUUGAUAGUCAGUGCAUGGGUGAAUACAUAGACCGUAACUAUUAACCAGAGCUACUGGUUUCAAUCGUAUUGAGGAGGGUCACCCAAGGAGGGCAGUGAUUGGUCGUGUAUGAGUCAUUUGUGCCAUGGCUUUUACAUCAAGCCAACUUCUCCCCUUAUGCCUUAAGGCCGGUUAGUUCAGAAAAGACCUCCAAAAUGUCAAUCUUUUUCUGCAUCCCUUCCCAAGAGGUGCUCAGCAGUACCGGAGUCUUCAGCAAAAGGCUACAAGUUCUUCGCCCUAGUAACCAGUGCCUGCUUCAGAGUUUGAAAGCCAUGCCCCUCUAUUGCUUGCGGAGACUGGAGUCAUGCUCUCCUGGGCUGUCAGCCCUGCUAAGGCAGCGUGGUAUUGCUGCACCCUUUCAGUUUGCAGGAGGGGUGUGGGUGAGCACAAAGACACAAGCUGACCCUUCAGAGGCAAAGCCUGCACUUCUGCUGGAUUCUCAGACUUGCAGUGCCUCAAAGCUCCUGAAAAAACUGCCUGUAACUGCCAGAAGUCUUUGGAUGUCACCAUCUUUCCAGGUGCGGCUGCAGUUUGAGAGUCACAUGCCUUCACCCUAACUUCAGGCCUAACAGCAUUCACCCUUUGAAGGCUGUUUGAUACCUGAAUCUUCCUCAUUUGUAGAAACUAGGGGAAUUUAAUGUCUGUAAGUUGUACGAAAAACAUUCGUAUAGCCAAGCAGUGGGUUUCAUGUAGUUUUGCACCUGAACCUUUGUGCAGCAUUGUCUGCCAAAGGUGAGGUAUCUUCUCUGGUCCAAAACGACUUUUAAACUGCCAUAGGAAAAUCAAUACUCAAGUCAGGCAGACAAGGAAUGACCUAGAGUUUUGACAGCUCACUAGAGUAAAGAAGGUAACGUUCUGGCAAGCCAGUAGCCUUGCAAAAACUGGCGUCGGCACAUGCCAGGAUCCCAGCAUUUAGUCACACCACUGAAUGGCGAAGGAAUAACAAGGAAAAAAAAAAUAAAGCAUACAAACACCCCCUCCAAAACCCAGAAAAAACAACAGCAAAAAAGAACCAGCCCAAUAAACAAAACUAACUGUGUGGAAAGACACCCUCCUUCCCCUUAAAGAUCUUACUGUUGAGAAUAAAAAUACAAUGUGGUAAUUAUGCAGGCACGUGGCAGAGACAGCAGCUAGUGUUUGUGUAGGAAAACAGCAGUAAGUAUAAAGUCAUGGUUAAUCAUGUGGAGAAACAGUCCUUCAUCGUUUUUCAGUGGCUUUAAUAACGUCUGCCGGGGCCUUGACAUAUUUAAGGAAUGUUUUGCUCUAGUGCAGUGAUCUGUGCUAUUGAACUUCCAUUUUAGUAUGAGAACAAACUGGUUGAGCCUCCAGCCCCCGUCCCUGGCCACAGCAAGUGGUUUCCCUUCCCAUUGUAGGGCUUGCCUUUGUCUUACUGUUGCAGUACUUCCCCGCCCCCCCCCCCUUUUAAUCAUCAUAAAUCUCUUCUAAAUGCAGACAACUUUUUAAUCUCAUCCAGCUUCUGGUUUCCCGGUCUGAGAGCGACUUUGUGCCAAUUUCAUCCUACGAGCCAUGAUGAGCAGCUGCUCAAAGCACUCUGUGAUGCUGUAGGUGGGCUCCGAGACACGCAGCGCCGGAGCUGAACUCGGUGCUAGGAGGCGGCAGGCACAGGGAGAGCAGAGACAUCCAAUUUAUUCUUCAGUACAUUUGCUAAGUCAGGCCUAGGAGCACGGAUCAGAGCAUCAUUUGUACUUUGCCAGUGAUAACAUGCUAAAGCGGGCUGUUUGGUUUUCUCCCAUGACUGUAAAAUCCAUUUCCCUUUAAGUACAU